AUCUACACAACUAACAGGUAUACAUCACUAGGCACGCUUACAUCAAUCAUAUAGGUAGGAUAAGUAGGUAGUUUUGGUCCUGAACCCUGGUUAUACAUUGUGUGAGACUCUUAUGUAUCCUCCUCUAUUCCUACUUACAUACAUGUAUCUACAUCUGCAUAGUGCCUUUAGACAAGUAUAUCCAGCUUGCUUCAUCCAUCUAUAACCCUAUACUCUACCUACGUACUAAUAUUCCCAACUUCCUGGCGCUAUCACCAGCUCAUAUCUUUAUUACCUCUCACUCUAUUCCUUGAUCUCUUUUUACUCUACCUGUACGGACCGUACUUUUUAGUUGACUAUCCUCUUCCCUUCGUAUUGGAAGAGUUGGGGGGACCGUUCGCGAGAUAUUGCACGACAUUAUUACCCCGAUGUUUACCUGAAAGUUAUAUUUAUAAGUUGAAUGGUACCAUAUCCAGGUUGCAAUAUGAUGGCGAUUGACCUGUCUGAAGCGGAGUUCCGCUAUGUUAUCAACCACGUUUUCCUUCCUCCCUACUUACCGCACAAUGGAGAUGGCCUCAACAACGACUCAGCCUUGCUGAAAGUCACCAUAAAAUGUCUUUCCAUGUUUGACAGCCAUGUACACCUCGACCAAGUCAAAUCAGCAAUCAAGAUAAUGCAAGACCUACACGAUAAUUAUACCUACCAUCCCGAUCCUCUGCUACUGGAGGAAGGACUUCUCACAUCUCUCAAGUCUGUAAGCCAAAAUGACCGAAAGACAAUUGCUGUUCACAUUCGAGAACAAAAUUGUGGUAUGCUCUUCACCAGGUUCGAUAACUCCGUUCAUGUGGAGAUGUUCGAACUAUCUCCUCUCUACAAGGCCGUUACUUCCACCAAAGGGAGGCUACGUCGACUUUUCCCAGGCUUCGCUGUUUCUGUGCCCCUUGAUAUUUUCCAGUCUUCUGAUUUCCUGGCCACGGUAGCACACACACUCACCACUAUGAGCAACCAGCCCACGAAACGAUAUUCUACAGUGAAACAGGAGUUACAGGAGACUGCUGAUCCAAAAAUGGUCACUGAACUUUUCGCUACGUUUCUCCUAUCCAAGGGAGAAACGGUGGAAGUCACAAGGAUAUUUAAGAAUACCCGCGAGGAAGUGUUUCAGAAUGGCACUUCCAUGCCCUGGAAUAGGUCGGCGUUAUGGCUGCUUAUCCGUGUUGCAUUACAAAUCCACUUCUCCAGGACCGAGACAUCGACCGAGUGCCAGGAACAGACCUACAAGGUCUUCAUGGUUUUCCUCGCAACCCAAAUUCUGGACAUGACGCCCAAGCAUAGUAUUUCCAGCGAUCUACUGUCAGCCAUGUGUUCCAAGCUCUCUCGCCGAUGCCAAAAGCUUGUUGAGCCCAUCCCCGGGUACAUCUCUUCGUCUGUUGAAUCGACGCUUCAAGCUACCCACAAGGUCUUGCAGGAUAGAUGGUCGGAAAUACAAAAUCCACGACCUGCUGUUAAUAAUCUUGAACAACUUCGAAGCCUAGAUGCUCAUGCUUCGGAGGAUGUCCUCCUACGUCUCCCGAAACUCGAUGACUUCAUUGCGGUCAUAUCCCAAGCAAGGGCCAGUAGACCUAGUACGAUGUUCGAUGGGACCUGCCCUUUGGAUAUGUACGAUGCUUCUGAUACACCAAAGCUCAGCACUAUGCACAAAUCAACGAAUGUGUCAUUUAAGCUUUUAGCUUGCGAGCAUUGGGUCUCCUCAUGCCUCGAAGAGUGGUUAGAAUCCAAUAUAAGUAAUCCUAGCACAUGCGGUGUUCUGAGAGGCCUGAUCGAAGACUAUCAUCGAGAAGCAUUCGAGCAAUACGAAGGCAACCCAGAAGGAGCUUCUAUAAUGGUUCUUACUCUCCUUGAGCUUUGGGUCGCAUCCGAUAAGUCAGCCGUCCAAAACUGUCCGCUGCUAAGCAAAUACAAGCUAGGCAUACCAGAGAAUAUCCUGGAUAGCUUGAUUCUGCCGCUAAGGUGUCAGAUGAAUAGACUCAGGAAGAUUGAGAACUAUUUGCGUGAUCGUAGUUGUGCAAAAGGGGCUAAGUUUUCACUCAAUGAUAUAUUCGACUUUGGCACAGACCACUGCCUUUCCGUCCAAUAUUUUGAUGAGUCCAGCGAACUUCGAACGCUACGUGAUGAGAUCGAGUCUCGAGCAAGCACAGAGAGGGCGCGGAAACGAGAAGAAUACAAACGUAUUAGCAAUGAGUAUAGAGAUUUGCGAGAUAAAGCGGAGAAAAAGCCGCACGAAUACACCAACUAUCGCCAUGCUCGUAAUUGCAAGAAAUGUGAACUCUUUGCGAAGGCCAAUGAUCUACAAAUACAUCCUCAUAUAUGGCCACUCCCUGAGAAGCCGCUCGAGGCUAAGUCAACUGUUUUCGAGCUGCGAGUCCCUAAGUACAUCGGUCAUUGGCGUGACACAUUGUUUAUGAUACUUCAGGUCUUCGGUCUAGAGUAUCGAGGAGCCGAGAGUCUAAGGGGUAUUAAUCAUGAGUCACAAAACCCAGAAUUUCGCGCAUUCAGCGAACGACAGAAUAUAACUUUACGGGCAGCGAAAAAGUCCCGUCCACCGAUGAAAAUUGCGACUGUGGUCGAUGAUCAAGUCUGCCAACCAUGUGGAUUACAGUACAAAUAUUAUCAGUCUCGGGAGUGCGGCGUCAAGCGCGGAAAGGAUCCGUACCGCAUUCCUAGACUAUGCACUUAUAUGUAUCCAUCAUCGAAAACGAAAGAAGUCGAAGUACCCCCAUUAACGAGGUUUUUCUAUCGCCCACACUCAAAAGCAAGUGGUCCACCGCCGAAUAGCGUGCUAGCCACCCAGUGCGAAUGUCCAGACGAUCUCUCUCUGGAGGAGUACAAGGCACUCGCAACGAUCCCCCUUGGCUAUAGGAUCCAAUGGCAGAACAUCUUGGUGCAGAUUGCAUUACCCAGCUUGGAUUUCAAUAAGGAACUGACUGCAUUUGUCAUCCUGCAGUGCAUUUACCAAGCGGGCCCUCGCGAAGACGAGGACUUAGUUAGGGAAAGCCAUAAAAUCCUUAGCGAUGAGCAGUUUACUGAUGCCCUUUUAAGAAGUCUUGAGGAGGCAUGGCUGAGAAUUGAGAAGAAUUGGCAAUCUUUUCAAGCCCUGGGCAUCUAUGUUGCCCUGACUAGACGUGUUCUCUCCUUGACCCCUACGGAGAAAGUGAAGUUUCAGUGUCUUGAGCUUCUGGGCCGCCUUCGUAAGACUGCUUUGGAAUGGAUAGAAACCUUGGUUGCUGCUAGUGGUGAUGUGAACAGUUCCUUACGAAAGAAAGCCGUCGAAAUAGCCUUGAUCUGUGUGGACACGUUCAAUGUUGACGAUGAACACCUCCUUGGCCUUCUCGCCUCGUUAGAGGACGCCAGUAUUAUGAUACAAUGCGCCAUUGUCAUUCACGAGGGACUCCACCACAUACCAAAGUCGCCCAAGACUUUGACUUACAUCAUGCACCAACGUUGGGAGCAGCUAGCCUAUCGGGCUUUCAAUAUUUUAGUUGACGAGGUAGUGGAAAGACGCAACAAUGCGCUGGAUACUGCCAUUAGAAAGUAUUCGUCUACAUUACACGUCAAGGGCAAUUGGAAGACCUUACCAAGGCCGUGUGAUCAUUGGGUUUUCUCGACACUUGAAAGUGAAGAGAGCAUCCAUUUCAGUCUGCUGACCGGCGAACUUCUCGUAAAUGGUACCUCACUGGGCCGGCUACCUAAAGAGUACGAGAAUCAUGCCAUGCACCGUACAUUAUUUGGCGACUCAAUCUUGGAGGUUUUGCCCGUCACAGUUGGCCGAAUGAGAUAUUCCUCCAAGAACAGAUUUAAGGGGCAUGCUUUGAAUUUGGCGUUGGGAUCUUCGGACGGGAGCGUGAUCAGAGCUGAUGAUCUCCUAAUUCGAGCCAUGACGGAAGACGAGUCCCACGAAGCCUAUGAACUCGUCCCUCCGCAUAUCUUAGAAGGUUCGCUUCCGACUAUGUUUGUGAAAAAAUAUAUCCAUUGGUAUAACGCAGCCCAUGGCUACUUGGAAUUAUGCCCUCAUGAGAAUCCAUGGUCUCAUUCCGAGGAGAACUGGAAGCUGGUACGCACAGAAGAUGGAAAGUCUACAUGGAAGUUAGUUAAAGGUCGCUUGGGUCUUAUCGCCGUCAGUAGUCCUACGGCGAAGGUGGUAUCACGGAUAUUAGAACCCCUGGAAGAACGCUAUUGGAUACAUAUUAUUCUCGAAGGACCUUUGCUGGACAUCGAGCUCCCCAGACUAAACCUUGGGUUCUCCGUGAGAUUGGGAGAAACAUCAGUUGUUUCUCGUCAGUUCCGUGGAAUGCGCGUGGACGAGAAUCAGAACAUCGGAACUCUGUUCGGCCUCAGUAGCAAGCUUGUGCUGAAAGCCGAAGAUGACCGAAGUCGACGCAAGGUCUUGAUCCCGAAUGGAAACAUUACUUUUGAGGGCACCCAACAACAUGUACAGGAACAUGUACAGGUCAAGAUCGAAAAAUCUUCUUCCACGAGGAUUCACGCCUUCGAGGUUGACGGUUUGCUUGGCAGACUCCUCAAUAGCCAGAGUUUACAGGAUAGAUUACUUGUAUCAUACCUCCAUGCCCUCACUUCAUUCCCUUUACCAGAUCCGCUGACUCGGAGAACGGGGACGGAGGAAGCGCUCACGAUCCUGAAGUCUGCUGCCGUACGAUCUUUCAAGUUUCUUACGAAGGAGAAUAUCCAGUUGUUGACUGAGAUCGCACAUCUCACCCCGACCAGAAAGUAUUACUCAAAGUUGAUGCAGACUGUGGAUUGGUCGAGCCUUGGUUUUCUAUCUCAGCAUGGCGAGUUCUUCAAAAUCGUACAAUCAAUAUUUGACCAGGCGAGAUCGUUAAACUUUUUCUACCCAGAAUUGCCUUUGGAGAAUAUCGAGCUACACAAAGUUGAGCCGAGUUUACUACAGCGAGACCUCAUUCGUUCCUCAACGUUCCGUGUCUUGGGAUUUGGUGCUGAAGACUAUACAACUGACGCCGAUAAGGUCGAUUACCAGGCUAGAGAUGGCGGUCCAUGUUCAGAAGCGGCCAGUCGGGCCUUUGCUAUGUCGAUCAUUGCAUCCCGAGAGCCUUUCAGUCUCGUAGAAGACGUUCAGGAAGACUUAUGGUCUCGUAUCUGGUGCUUUCUGAAGGAUUACAGUAAUAGUCAUAGUCCAGCAGGGAAAAUGGAAGGAUAUGAAUCCGAAGUUACACCUUCCUUGAACUAUGCCGACUUGCUUCUAGAUGGAUACAAGUCUGACAUCGCCAAAAAUUGGAUUCCGCUCCACCGACUACUAGCGUCUGGGACGGUUAGACCUACCAAGUUUCAAGUUAUGAUGUGGCUGGCUACCCUUUCUUUUACAAGUGAUCACAUCGACAUGGACAUCCUCCAAGUUCUGGCGUCUUUCUUUGUGGCACCCGCAAUGUCUCUUAUCCAAAUACCCCGAUUUAAGGACUUUGAUUUGGAGUGUGGGUAUGAUAUUGACAACUCAGAUCUUGAGACGUCUCUCGAGGAUUCAAUUGUCCCACGGAAGGAUUGGCCAGAAGCACAGCUUCAACCGGAACAUGGUGAGUCCGCGGGGGACUUUGACGAGAGACGACAAAGAAUACGUACGAAAAAAAAAGAUGAAGCUCUCCGUACUUUCGUGGAUGCCUUGACGAGACAAUGGCCCUGCGAAGUGCCGGACUAUCCAUGCUAUUCAACAAGGAUCUCAUGCCAGCCGUAUAUCAUGGUUGACUAUGCCAUGACACGAGCAAGGCGGUACUUUGAACCACGAUAUCACAAUCACAAACUUAAGGAGUAUCUCCAAAGCAUUGAAAAAACGAUACCCCAUAAAGUCACGCCAGUCUUUAUGAGCACGCAUCCACUUCAAACCCCACCCUUUGAUUGUGUGAGAAGACCGAGUUUCAUUUGUCUUGAUGAAAUAUUUUCGUGUCAAGCUCCUACAACUUUGCCGCCUAUGGUGGAUGACGUGAAGCAGUUACUGUCGGGGCCUCGAAUUUUAUCAUUGUUGUCAAGGCUCUCCAAAUCAAAGGAGUCUGAAUACGAAAGAAAAUACCUGGAAGAUCUUCAAGCCAGUGCCCGAUCUCUGCAGGAUAGGAACAAUAGGCACUACUCAAUACCAGGACGGGAGGAAGCCGAGUUGAGACAGAUCCUCAUCGAGCAUCUAAACUGCUGCCAGGGAUUGGUGGAUGAUAUUUAUGAUGCUAUGUAUAGCGCAGUGACCCCUGAUCAAGCAAUAGGGCACAAUAGCCUCUAUACUAAGCCCAUUGCAAUCCAGCAGUUGCCGAGGUUCUCACCAAGCUUUUUCUUGGAGCGUCUUUGUCGACAGAAUCAGGAGAAGCUCCCAGAAGGCUGGAAGAAUUGCAUAGUUCACUAUGGACGGGCGCUUACCCACCGACAAGGAGCAGAACGCUUGCUGGGGGCAAUUGGCAACACCACGUCUUUGACAAACGAGCUGAACAACUCGGGCCACAUUAACUGGAACCCCUUAGACCACCCGGAGUCGUUACUGCUGGAAAUAGAAAGUGAUAUUCUCAUUCGAGAGGUUCAAGAGGAAAUCGCUGCGAAGAUGAGAGAGAACACCAAAGGCAAUGCUGUCAUGCAAUUGAACAUGGGCGAAGGAAAAUCCUCCGUGAUUGUCCCCAUGGUUGCUACAUCCCUCGCGGAUGGCUCCCAGUUGGUCCGAGUGAUCGUUGGAAAGGCCCAAUCGAACCAGAUGUAUCACAUGCUAAUAUCCAAACUGGGAGGCUUGCUAAACAGACGGGUAUAUCAUGUACCUUUCUCCCGGGCAGUGAAACUGGGACACACAGAGAUCGGAGUGAUACAGAAUCUGUUUGAUUCAUGCUUGGAGACCGGUGGCAUCUUGCUGGUCCAGCCUGAACAUAUCCUGUCUUUCAAGCUCAUGGGCAUCGAGUGUACUCUCACCGGGAAAGAGAGCAUGGGAAAGUCUUUGGUACAAAGCCAACAGUUCCUUAACGAGCACACACGCGAUAUCGUGGACGAGAGCGAUGACAACUUUAGUGUCAAGUUUGAAUUGGUGUACACAGUUGGCUUACAAAACUCGACGGAACACAGCCCCCGGAGGUGGACUUGCACUCAUGAAGUGCUCGAUAGGAUCAGAAAUAUCAUCCCAGAACUACAGUCCGCCUUUCCCACCUCGAUUGAAACUCACCAUCAGUCUGCUGGGUGCUUCCCGCGAACUCGUAUUCUGCGGCAAGAUGCUGGAGAUGAACUGAUAUCUCGAAUCGCGGAGGAAAUCUGUAAAAUGGGCCUAGAUGCAUUCCCCAUUACAAGGGAACCAGAACGUGUCCGCAAGGCGGUGCUUAGAUAUAUCAGCCAAUACGAACCUGAUCCAGCCGAUAUAGAAAUAGUCGAGAACGAACACUCGAAUGGGCUCUGGGCCGACCUUCUCUUUCGGAAAACGCUGCUUUUGUUACGAGGUCUCAUAGCUGGAGGAAUCUUGACGUUUGCCUUUGCACAUAAACGGUGGAGGGUGGACUAUGGCCUUGAUUCCACCAGACAACCCAACACUAAGCUGGCAGUCCCGUACAGAGCCAAGGAUAACCCUUCCCCACGCUCUGAAUUCAGCCACCCAGAUGUCAUUAUUAUCUUUACAUCUUUGAGCUACUACUACCGUGGUCUGGAAGAUGAGGAGCUAUUCCAAGCAUUCGGCCACCUUCUCAAGUCUGACGAGGCUGUCCAAGAGUAUCAGGUGUGGGUAAAAGACGCACAGAAACUGCCUGAUGCUUUUCGGCAGUUGGUGGGAGUCAACACCGAAGACGACAUGAAAUGCACCCAGGAAGUAUUCCCGCACUUGAAGUACGAGAAGGGAGUCAUUGACUACUUCUUGGCGCACAUCGUGUUCCCUAAAGAGAUGAAAGUCUUCCCACACAAGCUUUCUGCGUCCGGCUGGGAUCUAGGCGCGAUCAAGGGACACCGAACCACAGGCUUUAGUGGUACCAACGACUCCCGCGAGGUGCUCCCACUGGAUGUUGAGCAGUUGGACCUCGACGCCCAAAGGCAUACCAACGCCUUGGUUCUGGAAUACUUGCUCGGGCCUGAGAACUCCGUGGAACUUAUGCCGCGGGGCCGGGACGAAGAUACGAUGGCCGAAAUGCUCCUGAACACGAUAACAAAAAUGGAUCCGCCGACUCGGGUUAUUCUGGACGUGGGAGCUCAAAUCCUCGAGCUCACUAACUACGAGGUAGCAAGGGCAUGGCUGAAGAAAACCUCCGGCAUUGCACAAAUACAGGCCGCCAUAUACUUCAACGACAAGGAUGAGAUGUGCGUCAUGGACCGAAAGAAUCACAUCGAAACGCUUCAUACGUCGCCCUUCGCUACACAGCUGGAUGUGUGCGUCGUCUUUCUGGACGAGGCACAUACGAGAGGCACAGACCUGAAGCUACCAAAGGAUUGUCGUGCAGCAGUCACUUUGGGCGCAAACCUGACGAAGGAUAGAUUAGUCCAAGCAUGUAUGAGAAUGAGAAUGCUCGGACAAGGGCAGUCGGUAGUGUUUUGCGUGCCAGACGAGAUUCAAACAAAGAUCCGGCAACGUCGACAUGCCGAAGAAGCUGAUAAUGAAGGCAUAUCCGUCCUGGAUAUCCUGGUUUGGGCCAUCGGAGAAACUUGGGAGGACAUCCACCGAAGCAUUGGUAUGUGGGAGUCACAGGGUCGCCGAUACGAACAGCACAAAGCAUUAUGGAAAGAGGCCGACGAUAACCCCGACGUUGGCUUCGACAAGGCCCUGGCCGAAAGGUAUCGCGAGGAUGAAGGCCAGACUCUAGAACACAGAUACCGGCCACGUCCGAAGCCAGACUCGGCGAACGCAUGCGCGCCAAAGACCAACGGCAUCACGGAUCCAAUCUCCCUACGCUGCAGCCAAUUCAAGCACCUGCAAGGUUCCGCAGCAGCCCUGCAAGAGGAGGAGGAGCGCGAGCUAUCUCCAGAGAUGGAGGAAGAAAGGGAGGACCAGCGACCACCCCGCGCCGAUCCAGCGCCGCACAGCCUCCACGAGGACAUCAAGACGUUCGUCCUCUCCGGAACCCUUUCUCCAAACUCCACCGCAUACAUGCCCGCGUUCUCGACACUCGCAAACACGGCAGCCGGCGCCCUGUUCCCCGUCGCCGAGCUCCCGACCCGCCUGCUCGUCUCCGCCGACUUCGCGACCACGAUCGCAGCCAACAGCCCCUUUGCCGUCCUCGACGCGUACCAGCGGCCCGUCCAGUGGAUCCUGACCAGCAGCAGCGCGGACAUGAUCGUCAUCAGCCCCUUCGAGGCGCACGAGCUGCUGCCGCUCAUCCACCACCGGCGGACCUCGCACGGCGGCGGCGGCGGCGGCGUCGCGCUCCACGUGUACGCGCCGCGCGCGAACCUCGAGUACCGCCGCCUCGACACGCUCGACCUGUACACGGUGCCGGCGGAGCUCAAGGGGCGGCGCGUGCCGCUGCGCCUCGUCACGGAGCUGAAUCUGUUCGCGGGCCAGCUGUACUUCGCGUCGUAUGAGCAGUACGUCGAUGCUUGUAAGUUUAUUGGGGUUAGCUGGGAGCCACGCGACGACGACGACGACGAAGACAGUUCCUCCGGAAUAAAUAGGAAGAAAGUGGGAGAGGGAGAGGGAGGAGGAGGAGGGGUGAAAGUCAGCCCGGUUGCGUUCUUCACGGAGCUGCACACGAAGAUUCGACGCAACUGCCAGACUAUUGAUAAGACGCACAUGGGGAAGCUACUUGGUUUUCAUUUGCUUGCGCCCUCGGACUUCCGAGAAGAGGGGAUGGUGGAGGAAGAUGUGGGUGAGGAAUAGGGGUUGCAGCUCGACGUUGUAUACCUGAUAGGUAUGAAGUUGCUUGGCGGUGGACAUUGAUUAGUAUGUCAUAUACGGGGGAUAUCGUUGCUUCAAGGAUAUUUUAAUUACUGUAGACGGGGUACCAGGCCGAUAGGGAUAUUCGUGACUCUCGGUUAGAGUCACGUAUCUCACGACAUCCGGGAUCUCACUUUGCCAGGCGUUAUGGAGGGUUUGCAAGGCAAGAUAGAGUGUUUCCUAUUUCUCCCGAGCUAUAAGCCGCUCAAUUAGUUAAAAGAAAUGGG
Messenger RNA from Hypoxylon fragiforme, 10095 nucleotides. RefSeq lists its product as uncharacterized. NCBI's taxonomy places the organism in Eukaryota, Fungi, Ascomycota, Sordariomycetes, Xylariales, Hypoxylaceae. The record is from RefSeq and is a predicted model, not a curated record. Bases 440 to 9811 code for a protein of 3123 amino acids. The transcript has 3 exons.